Messenger RNA from Cylas formicarius (sweet potato weevil), 2085 nucleotides. Its product is annotated as rabenosyn-5. Gene Ontology annotation, molecular function: metal ion binding. Bases 81 to 1364 code for a protein of 427 amino acids. The transcript is spliced from 5 exons. The record is from RefSeq and is a predicted model, not a curated record. Lineage: Eukaryota; Metazoa; Arthropoda; Insecta; Coleoptera; Brentidae.
AGCUAUAAAGGCACAAAAUACUUUUGUGAUUAGAGGUUUGGCAUAUAUUUAAUCAAGUGAUUUUUCAAUUUAAUUAGAAAAUGUCUGAUGUUCAAGAAGGUUUUUUAUGUCCAAUUUGUCGCAAAGAUAUGAGAUCCCCGAAUAAUUUGAUUGUUCACUUCCAAGAAAUGCAUUCAGAAGAAAAGGAAUUUUUGAAAUCAAUUAAAGACAUUUAUGGAGGAUUUUUAAAAAUUCUUAAAAUUGAAGAUGAAGAUUUAGAAUCUUUCAAAAAAGAAAUUGUCCUUGAAAAGUGUUAUAUUGAGAUAAGUGAUCCUCAAGAUCCAGGAAUUUCCAAAUCUCAUACAGAUUACUUUAGAGCAAUUCGAAGGAAUAGGUUAGAUCACAGAACUGCUGAAACAAACAAGCUAAUAAUACGCUUGGAUAAACUUUUACGAACAUUUGGUACUGAUCGUAAACAACAGGAGCAGGAACUAGUUGUAUGGUUGGAUGGGUCUACGGUAUCUAGAUGUCCAUCUUGUGCUGUUAGUUUUAAUAUUGCACGGCGGCAACAUCAUUGUAGAUUAUGUGGCAGUAUUAUGUGUGGAUCAUGUUCUCAUUUUCUAUCUUAUGAAACUGCUCAGACUAUCAUCGCUCCAGUAUAUAACAUUAUUGAAAAGGACCAUGGAAAUGAAUUAAACAGUAUCCGAAUCUGUAAAUAUUGUUUGGAUAUGUUAGAGAGUAGGAGAAAAGUACAGGUAGAACAAAUGAUGCAACCAAUUAUUUGUCAACUUUAUUCCUUACUACAGAAGAACAAAACACAAAUUCAAUCUUCUGUUGAUUUAUAUAACAAAAUGUACGACUCUUUAAUGUCUGGUGAAACAACAUUUUUUCUACCAGAUCUCCAAGCUCUUCGGUCCUCCAUUGCUGAAAAGGGUCAAAUGAUAGAUACGCUGAGUAAGAAAAUUGCUUCACUCUCUGUUGAUUCAGAUACACCCAAGGCAGCUCCUCUUCAAAACAAUAUAAGAAAAGCCACUUCUGUUUAUAUAAAAGAAUAUUUACUAGCUCUUCCUCCACCACCCACUGCUGAAGAACUUGAGAGAAUAAGAGAAAGGUGUUCAAAAAUGUUCAAAGAUGACUCACUACCUGAGCCUAGCAACUCAAAGCUUCAAAAAGUAGCUGUAACUACAGGCUGGUCCCCAGCACAUGUUCCAAAUGAAUUUAAGGUUGAUCAAGAAGAAAAUCCUCUAAUAGAACAAAUGAACAUUGUAAGAAAUUAUAUUGCACAAGCCAGGGCAGCACAAAGAUUUGAAGAAGUGGUUUCCUUGGAAGCUAAUUUAAAAAUGCUGAAAGAAACUUACAGCAAGGAGUUAAAAAAAGGGAGUUGAAUGUUUACAGAAAGAAAAUACUAUCUGGUAUAGUAUUUUUUUGUGACAAUUUAAGGUGUGUAAAUAAAGACCUGUGGAGAGUUACAUUCUUAAGAAAUUUGAAAAAAUGUAUUUCAAACAUCAUCAUUUAGAUCAAAAUAUUGCAUAUUAUUCUUAGUGUAACUGUUUUGAUUAUUGUUAUUAUAUUUCGAUUGUGCUUCCCUGUAGGAAUAAUUUUAAAAAUAAGACAGUGUUGUUGUUUUUUAUUUAAAAAAAAAUGCAUCUGCGAGUGUUUUAUUUACACACUUUACAUUACUUGGGUUCUUGCAAAAUAAUACUGGAUCCCAGCGAUAACAGACCAAAGAUGCAAAUCAGGGUUGACUUAAAAAUUGUGUAGGCUGUUAAAAAAAUACUUAAGAAUUAACCUGCAGUCUAGAUUAUCAUUUUCUGCAGUUAUCCCUUCCACAAAUUUUUAUUGUUCCAACUGACCAUUUAUUGACCCUCUCUGUCUCUCUUAAUGUGACUUGUCUUCGUUAAGUUCAAAUUAAAAUAAUUAAGUACUAUGUAUAUAGUAUAGUAUAGUUGCUAAAUGUUUAAUAAAUAAAAGAAUACUUUGUCCAUUGUUGCUACCUUUUAAUAAAAAAAUAAAAUUUUUCUUUUGGCCUUUUAAAAAAGAAAAAUUAAAAAUUUUUGAUAUUUCAACUGUCCUAUGUGUUACUGGUAUAUUAUGUACAUGUAUAAG